ACAGACGCCGCACCUCGGGAAUCAACAACAACAAUAACAACAAUACCAAUACGGCAAUACAUCCAUUAUAUUAUAUUAUAUUAUAGGUAUCAAACGACGGUCUCCGGUGCGCGUUCCGUCGCUAUACUGCGAUACAGUGUGGCGCCGCCGCCGCUGCACCGCGCACAGCAACCGCUCACUAGACAGUCGACGGCAGCAGCGUCCGACAGACGCGAGCACGCGACCGACAUGGAACCAUCACCGGCUGCACGGCCGCAGCCGCUGCGAGAGCUGCCUCAUGGACAGGCGCAAAACGGCCGGCAGACUACGACCGACGACGCCUCGUCCGAGCCCUGUUACAUCGACGACGUCGCCGCCACUGUCGCCGAGAAGGUGACGGCUGCCACGGUGGUCGACCGUUUGGAGACGGCGGCCACGAUGACGGCUGUCGACGGGAAUAAUCUGACUGCGGUGACGGCCGCUGACGAAGAGGUCACCGCUGCAGCUGCUCCGGCGACGUUGCAAAUCACCACUGACGAGAAGGCUGUGACCGCUGCGGCGCGAGUAUCCGAAGUUAUUGAAAAUGAAAUAAAUAAAAAAAAAGAAGUUAUCAUUAGCGUUAUUCCACACAUGCAGGUACAGGUAAAUUUAUACCGAACUAUUUUAAGCUGUUAUCAUAAUGUAACUUUAAAGCAAUUGGGGGGGGGGGGCUUUAGGGGCUAAGCCUCCAAAAAUGUCCAUAGGCCCCCAAACAUUUCCUGCAUUUUGUUUUAAGGUUAUUUAAUAUUAUCAAAGUAAGGCUCCCCCCUCUCCCAAAUCCCGAACGCUAUUUGCAAAAAUGCUUGUAAAUUACCUAUAAUAUUAUGUAUACAUUUCUGGUACCUACCUAUUUAUAGUAUAUGACAUUGUAAGCAGUGUGAAAUGUGUAACAUUGUUUAAAACCUUUUUUUAUAGAAUUAACAUCACCUAAGAAGUUUUG
This is a messenger RNA of Acyrthosiphon pisum (pea aphid), 958 nucleotides long. RefSeq lists its product as uncharacterized. The transcript is spliced from 2 exons. The record is from RefSeq and is a predicted model, not a curated record. NCBI's taxonomy places the organism in Eukaryota, Metazoa, Arthropoda, Insecta, Hemiptera, Aphididae. Bases 229 to 702 code for a protein of 157 amino acids.